Messenger RNA from Tripterygium wilfordii, 1197 nucleotides. RefSeq lists its product as uncharacterized. Gene Ontology annotation, biological process: DNA integration. Lineage: Eukaryota; Viridiplantae; Streptophyta; Magnoliopsida; Celastrales; Celastraceae. The record is from RefSeq and is a predicted model, not a curated record. Gene Ontology annotation, molecular function: RNA-DNA hybrid ribonuclease activity; nucleic acid binding. The transcript is spliced from 3 exons. Bases 1 to 1197 code for a protein of 398 amino acids.
AUGGUGGAUGCUGAGACUCACUAUACUGAAGCAGAGAAGUUUGCUUUAGCCUUGGUUACUGCUGCUCAAAAAUUAAGGCCCUACUUCCAAGCCCAUACCAUAGUAGUUCUUACUGAUCAACCAUUGAAGAACAUACUUCAGAAGCCGGAUACAUCGGGAAGAUUGAUAAAGUGGUCUAUUGAGUUGAGUGAGUUUGACAUUCAGUACAAACCAAGACAGGCGAUUAAGGCUAAAGUCUUAGUAGAUUUUGUUGUUGAAUGUCUUCGACCAACCUUAGUAACACCGACCGAAGAGGACUACCCUAAGUGGAAUCUUUUCGUUGAUGGUUCUUCUAAUCAAGAGGGUAGCGGAGCUGGAGUACUCCUCUUCCGUCUGGGGGGCAUAUGUAUUGAACAUGCUCUUCAUCUUCACUGCAAAGCGUCAAAUAACGAAGCAAAAUAUGAAGUAGUACUAGCUGGAUUGAGAUUGGCUGUCGAACUUGAAGUCAAAAAUUUAAUGAUCAACAGUGACUCUCAGCUAGUGACUGAACAGAUGGAAGAAAAUGCAAAAGCAUAUGUUCUUGCUCGAUUAGCUUCAGCCUGUUCAGCCAAAGGGCCUAUUUCAGUCAGAAUUGAAGUACUUCCUCAAUCAAGAAAACUUUCGAAAGAUAGGAAUGAAGCGAAGAGUCUCAGGAAAAGGGCAGCAAGAUAUACUUUGAUCGAUGGAGAGUUAUACCGAAGGUUCUUCACACUUCCAUACUUACGAUGUUUGGCACCUAGAGAAGCUGAUUAUACCCUAAGGGAAGUGCAUGAAGGAAUUUGUGGAAGUCACAUAGGAAGAAGAACAUUGAGUUAUCAGGUGCUACGUUGUGGAUACUACUCGCCUAUGAUGGUAUCAGAUGCCAAAAAACUUGUUCAAAAAUGUGAUAAGUGUCAAAGGCAUUCCAACGUACCUCACAUUCCUCCUAGUCAGAUGGUGCCCAUUCAGAGUUCUUGUCCAUUUGCUCAGUGGGGUACAGAUCUUCUUGGUCCAUUCCUUUCAGCAUCGGGUCAAAGGGCAUAUUUGAUAGUAGCCAUGGACUAUUUCACUAAGUGGGUAGAAGUGGAGCCACUAGAAACUAUCUCUGAGAAUAAAGUAAUAGAUUUUAUCUGGAGAACCAUUGUAUGUAGAUAUGGGAUACCAAGGGCCCUUAUUGUUGAUAACGGUAGACACCCAUAA